GGGAGGCGGCCGGGCUGCCGGGAAGAUGGCGGGAGGCUGGUCGCUGGUGUCUGCUGCAGCUUUGGUGCGGCGGAAGAGUUGGGACUUUGCCGCCAUCUCCUUCGGCCCCACGGCGUUGCUCUCCCGAAGGAUCGAGAGAACGCCACGGAGGCUCCCAGUUUGCAGAUGGAAGACAAAUCUUUCUUUCCUUAGUCGACCCGACCUUCCAAAUCUGGCUUAUAAGAAGUUAAAAGGCAAAACCCCAGGUGUUAUUUUCAUCCCAGGAUAUCUUUCUAAUAUGAAUGGGACAAAAGCAAUGGCAAUUGAAGAGUUUUGCAAAUCUCUAGGCCAUGCCUAUAUAAGGUUUGAUUAUUCAGGAUGUGGAAGUUCAGAAGGCAAGUUUGAAGACUGUACAGUGGGGAAAUGGAGGAAAGAUGUUCUCUCUAUAAUUGAUGACAUAGCAGAAGGACCUCAGAUAUUGGUUGGAUCUAGCAUGGGUGCCUGGUUAAUGCUUCAUGCUGCAAUUGCACGCCCACAAAAAGUAGCAGCUCUCGUUGGCAUAGCUACAGCAGCAGAUAGCAUGGUAACACAAUUUAAUCAACUUUCUGUUGAGGCAAAAAAAGAUAUAGAAGUGAAAGGUACAUGGAAGGUGCCAACAAAAUACAGUGACGAUGGAUUUUAUAUCUUUCAGUACAGUUUCAUUAAAGAGGCAAGUUUCCACUGCUUGUUACACGGCCCUAUCCCUGUGACGUGCCCUGUAAGAUUGCUCCAUGGCAUGAAGGAUGAGUUCAUUCCAUGGCAAACUUCCAUGCAGAUUGCUGACCAUAUAAUCAGCUCAGAUAUAGAUGUCAUCCUUCGUAAAAAUGGUGAUCAUCGAAUGAAGGAGAAGGAGGACAUCAAACUUCUUGUGUAUACCAUUGAUGAUUUAAUUGAUAAGCUUACCACCUCAAAUUGAGUUUAUGGUGGCACAGAUAUACACUUUAUUGUGUGGCCAACCAAAAUCCUGUUUUUAAUUGAAAUGGCAGACUAGCAAAUCAGGAAGGUUGUAAGGGGUGACAAAUGAAAAGUACUGGCCUUCAAGUUUUUUUCUCUUACCUCCAUAUUGUAAAUACUGUAUGAGAAUUUUCUUAAUGCUGCAUUUGCACAGAUGGUAGAUAUUGUGAAAAAGUAUAGGUUACUGGAGGUAUUUUUCUCUUCCAUCCUAGACUUUUUUCAUUACAAUGUUUCCUACACUAUUUUUUACCAAGAAAAUGUUUGUGUUGAUUGUGUCAACUGUUAUAUUUGGUUAAUGCUUCUUGAAUUGUAAAGUAAAGCUUAGUUUUUCAUUUGGGGCCAUUAAAUAUGAAGAUUUGUGCAAUAAUUGUAAUAUUUUAUGUUCAAAUAUGCAAAUUCACAAAAUGAACCAGAAUUGUUCAAU
Messenger RNA from Vombatus ursinus (common wombat), 1396 nucleotides. It is a transcript of the gene ABHD10, whose product is annotated as abhydrolase domain containing 10. Gene Ontology annotation, biological process: protein depalmitoylation. The transcript has 5 exons. The record is from RefSeq and is a predicted model, not a curated record. Gene Ontology annotation, cellular component: mitochondrion. The coding region runs from base 26 to 934 and encodes 302 amino acids. NCBI's taxonomy places the organism in Eukaryota, Metazoa, Chordata, Mammalia, Diprotodontia, Vombatidae. Gene Ontology annotation, molecular function: hydrolase activity, hydrolyzing O-glycosyl compounds; palmitoyl-(protein) hydrolase activity.